AUGUCCACUCCCCAGAUUCCUGCCUUGAAAGGAGACGGAAAAGGCGUAUACCGAGUGGUCAUUCACGGAAAUUCAGGAACGGGAAAGACGACAUUGGCUGAUGCCCUUGCCAAAAUUCUCAAUGUGCCCGCAAUUCAUCUCGACGAAAUUCACUGGCAUCCUGAUUGGGUUCAGGCCACUCCUGAAGAGUUUGUUUCAAACUUGAACAAGAUUCAACGAGAUGCAGAGGCGACAAACAGUGGCUGGGUCAUUGACGGAAACUAUGAAACAAAGACGAAAGCAAUGAUGGACGAUUAUGCGACUGAUAUAAUUUACUUGGGAACAGGGUUAGACCCGCCAUUUUACAAGUAUUUCCCCCGCGCUUUGCUGCGGACGUUUCGUCGGUUACUCGGAUGGGAAAAGACUUGUGCACCCGGCUGCGAAGAGACAUGGCGUGAAUGCUUCUUUUCCAAGGACUCUAUCAUCCUUUGGGUUAUUACCCAUCAUAGGACAGCUAAGGAGCGAUAUGGACCACGAUGUGAGCAGGACAAUGUUGCCAAUGGAGGCAAAUGGAGACGGCUGGGAGACAUAGACGAGCAAACAGAGUGGCUGGAUCAAGUCUCUCAUUAUCUCAAGAGCGCAUAG
Molecule: messenger RNA, 624 nt
Organism: Serendipita indica DSM 11827
Lineage: Eukaryota; Fungi; Basidiomycota; Agaricomycetes; Sebacinales; Serendipitaceae
Source: the annotation of a GenBank genome assembly